GUCGGAUAUUUAGGGACCUAAUGGGGGGAGGAAUCCUACACGCUCGAGGCUCGCCUCCUAUCGAGCCCUAGCUCUCCCUCCACAAGCAAAGAAAGAAUUCCUCUCCUUUCCCGUCGCGUAGAAGCCGUGCUGUCUCUCUCGCUCGCUCGCUCUCUCUCUCUCCCGACCGACUUCGAAUACUCUGCUCACCGGCUUCGAGGGCCGACUGAUCUCUGGAAAACUGCAGACAUGGCAGGACUGACACCAGAAGGAUCUCAAUUCGAUGCUCGCCAAUUUGAUUCCAAGAUGAAUGAGCUGCUUACACAAGAUGGCCAGGAGUUUUUUACCUCAUAUGAUGAGGUCUAUGACACUUUUGAUUCCAUGAAUCUUCAAGAAAAUCUUUUGAGAGGCAUUUAUGCAUAUGGUUUUGAGAAGCCCUCUGCAAUUCAGCAAAGAGGAAUUGUUCCUUUCUGCAAGGGGCUUGAUGUUAUUCAGCAGGCACAAUCGGGGACAGGGAAAACUGCAACUUUCUGUUCUGGAAUUCUGCAGCAGCUUGACUAUGGAUUGGUUGAAUGCCAGGCUUUGGUUCUCGCUCCAACUAGAGAGCUAGCACAACAAAUUGAAAAGGUUAUGCGAGCGCUUGGUGACUAUCUUGGCGUGAAAGUUCAUGCUUGUGUGGGAGGAACUAGCGUUCGUGAGGAUCAACGUAUUCUUUCGAGUGGGGUUCAUGUUGUUGUGGGUACACCAGGUCGUGUGUUUGACAUGUUAAGGAGGCAGUCUCUCCGCCCUGAUUAUAUUAGGAUGUUUGUGUUGGAUGAAGCAGAUGAAAUGCUUUCACGUGGUUUCAAGGAUCAGAUAUACGACAUCUUCCAGCUUCUUCCUUCAAAAAUUCAGGUUGGGGUAUUCUCUGCCACAAUGCCCCCUGAAGCUCUUGAGAUUACUCGCAAGUUUAUGAACAAACCUGUGAGGAUCCUUGUAAAGCGAGAUGAGCUUACCUUGGAGGGUAUUAAGCAGUUCUAUGUCAAUGUUGAGAAAGAAGAGUGGAAGCUGGAGACCCUCUGUGACCUCUAUGAGACUUUGGCCAUUACACAGAGUGUGAUUUUCGUCAACACCCGGCGCAAGGUGGACUGGCUUACAGACAAGAUGAGGAGCAGGGAUCACACAGUCUCAGCUACCCAUGGUGACAUGGAUCAGAACACUAGGGAUAUUAUCAUGCGGGAGUUCCGUUCUGGUUCUUCUCGUGUACUUAUCACCACUGAUCUCCUGGCUCGUGGUAUUGAUGUCCAGCAGGUGUCCCUGGUCAUAAAUUAUGAUCUGCCAACCCAACCGGAGAACUAUCUCCAUCGUAUUGGACGAAGCGGACGUUUUGGAAGGAAGGGUGUUGCUAUCAACUUUGUCACUCGGGAAGAUGAAAGAAUGCUGUCUGACAUUCAGAGGUUCUACAAUGUCCUGGUUGAGGAGCUGCCAUCCAAUGUCGCCGACCUCCUCUGAUGAGUUUUGUUGUUGAACUUCAUAUUUAAUCUAUAUGUUCUGUCAGGUUUAUUAAUAAUCUCGUCAAAGUUGUCUGACUAUUUUUAGUGGCAUGAUUAGCAAAGACCUUUGAGUGGUGUUGGGUUCAUUUGCAAUGAUGGCGACCAAAAGCUAAUAAUUGUUCGCCUCAUCUUUGCAAAUUUUGUAGCAGCUUAGUUUGUGUUUUGUCUUGGAGACCUUAAAGGAGUCAUUUCGGAUCUGCUUGUCUUGAUGAAACUUGGGCUGAUGCUAAGUUUUACAGCAGGAAGGUUUACGCAUUAUAAUUACAUGAUAUUUAAGUUGAUGCUUUAUCUAUA
Phoenix dactylifera (date palm) is the source of this 1805-nucleotide messenger RNA. Its product is annotated as eukaryotic initiation factor 4A-15-like. NCBI's taxonomy places the organism in Eukaryota, Viridiplantae, Streptophyta, Magnoliopsida, Arecales, Arecaceae. Gene Ontology annotation, molecular function: RNA helicase activity; ATP binding; nucleic acid binding. The record is from RefSeq and is a predicted model, not a curated record.